AUGCAGCGGCUGUUGACUCCAGUGAAGCAAGUCCUGCAAGUAAAAAGACUUCUGCAGGAAACGUCUCUCUCCCGCUUUCGUCUGCUCCCAGCAGCCUACCAAAAGUUUUCUACAGCCUGUGCUGUUCCGAUGGCCAAAGCAGAUACUUGGCCAAAGGAUGUGGGCAUUCUUGCCCUAGAAGUCUACUUCCCAGCUCGAUAUGUGGAUCAAACGGACCUGGAGAAAUUUAACAAUGUGGAAGCAGGAAAGUACACAGUGGGCUUAGGCCAGACCCAAAUGGGUUUCUGCUCGGUCCAAGAAGAUAUCAACUCCUUGUGCCUGACAGUGGUGCAGCGGCUAAUGGAGCGCACACAGAUUCCGUGGGAUUCUGUUGGCCGGCUGGAGGUAGGCACUGAGACCAUCAUUGACAAGUCCAAAUCUGUGAAGACAGUGUUAAUGGAGCUCUUCCAGGAUUCCGGGAACACUGACAUCGAAGGCAUAGACACCACCAAUGCCUGCUAUGGCGGCACUGCCUCGCUUUUCAAUGCUGCCAACUGGAUGGAGUCUAGCUCCUGGGAUGGUCGCUACGCGAUGGUGGUCUGCGGAGAUAUAGCUGUCUAUGCAAGUGGCAGCGCUCGCCCCACGGGUGGGGCUGGAGCUGUAGCAAUGCUGGUGGGGCCCAAUGCCCCUCUGGCCCUUGAGCGAGGACUUAGGGGAACCCACAUGGAACACGUCUAUGACUUUUACAAGCCAGAUCUGGCCUCAGAGUAUCCGGUGGUAGAUGGGAAGCUCUCUGUCCAAUGCUACUUUCGUGCCUUGGAUCGAUGUUAUGCAUUUUAUCGCCAUAAGAUCCAGAACCAAUGGAAGCAAGCUGGCAAUGAUAGACCUUUCACCCUAGAAGACUUCCAGUUUAUGAUCUUUCAUACCCCUUUCUGCAAGCUGGUUCAGAAAUCCCUGGCACGUCUUAUGUUCAAUGACUUCCUGGCUGCCAGCAGCGACACACAAGCCCGCCACUAUAAGGGACUGGAGACCUUCAGGGGACUAAAGCUGGAAGACACCUACACCAACAGGGAUGUGGAUACUGCAUUUCAAAAGGCCUCUCUGGACAUGUUCAAUAAGAAAACCAAGGCCUCCCUCUACCUCUCCACACACAACGGGAACAUGUACACUUCAUCCCUGUAUGGGUGCCUGGCCUCGCUUCUCUCUCAGCACUCUGCUCAAGAAUUGGCUGGCUCCAGGAUCGGGGCCUUCUCCUAUGGCUCUGGCAUGGCAGCAAGUUUAUUUUCACUUCGUGCAUCCCAGAAUGCUUCUCCAGGCUCCCCACUUGAGAAGCUGGUGUCUAGUGUCUCAGACCUGCCAAACCGCCUUGCCUCUAGAAAGCGUGCGUCUGCUGAGGAAUUCACAGAAAUAAUGGACCAGAGAGAGCAAUUUUAUCGCAAGGUGAAUUUCUCACCCCCUGGUGACACAAACAGCCUUUUCCCAGGUACUUGGUACCUGGAGCGAGUAGAUGAGAUGUAUCGCAGGAAGUAUGCCCGAAGGCCCUUCUAA
Molecule: messenger RNA, 1527 nt
Organism: Chrysochloris asiatica (Cape golden mole)
Lineage: Eukaryota; Metazoa; Chordata; Mammalia; Afrosoricida; Chrysochloridae
Gene: HMGCS2
Product: 3-hydroxy-3-methylglutaryl-CoA synthase 2 (mitochondrial)
Exons: 9
Coding region: 1-1527 (508 amino acids)
Biological process (GO): acetyl-CoA metabolic process
Cellular component (GO): mitochondrion
Molecular function (GO): hydroxymethylglutaryl-CoA synthase activity
Source: RefSeq, a predicted model, not a curated record